This is a messenger RNA of Cucumis sativus (cucumber), 2107 nucleotides long. RefSeq names its product threonine dehydratase biosynthetic, chloroplastic. NCBI's taxonomy places the organism in Eukaryota, Viridiplantae, Streptophyta, Magnoliopsida, Cucurbitales, Cucurbitaceae. Gene Ontology annotation, molecular function: threonine deaminase activity; pyridoxal phosphate binding. The transcript is spliced from 9 exons. Bases 53 to 1912 code for a protein of 619 amino acids. The record is from RefSeq and is a predicted model, not a curated record. Gene Ontology annotation, biological process: L-threonine catabolic process.
AAUAUUUCUCAUCACUUCAUCACAGAAGAAAUUUUAGCUUUCCAAAUAAAAAAUGGAGUCCCUUCUUUCCACAACCACAACCUCUGUUCCAAACUCACUCGCCCUCAAAUCUUUGCUUCCAUCUCAACCUUCCAUUAUUCCACACUCUUCCAUUCAACUUUCCAACAGAACCAAAACAGUCAGACGUUCGAAUUUCCCAUCAUUCCUCGCUUCUCUUUCGAAACUCCCUAAAGGUAGUGCUAAUAGUAGUAGUAAUAAUAAUACUAAGACCAAUGCUGUUGUUGAUGGCUCGAUUGCGAUCGUUACGGGGGUUCCUGAGGUUUCGUGGAAGGACUUGCAGUACCCAGCAGGGAUGCUCGGGGCCAUUCCCAAACGGCCGGAGGUUAUUGAUGAAAGAAGGCAAAUGGAGUAUUUGACAAAUAUAUUGUCUUCUAAAGUCUAUGAUGUUGCUAUUGAAUCUCCAUUGGAACUUGCUCGCAAGUUGUCGACUCAAUUGGGGAUCCAACUAUGGCUCAAGAGAGAUGAUUCUCAAUUUGUGUUCUCUUUUAAGAUUCGAGGAGCUUAUAACAUGAUGGCCAAUCUUCCCAAAGAAGCAUUAGAAAGAGGAGUUAUUUGUGCUUCAGCUGGAAAUCAUGCACAGGGAGUUGCAUUAGCUGCUGGAAGAUUAAGAACUGAGGCCAUCAUCGUUAUGCCUCGUUCCACUCCUCCAAUUAAGAUAGAGGCAGUUCGGAGUUUAGGUGGAAAUGUUCUUUUACAUGGAGAUACUUUUGAUGACGCACAAGAACAUGCUCGACAACUGAGUAAAGAACGUAACCUUACAAUCAUCCCUCCUUUUGAUAACGAAGAUGUCAUUAUAGGUCAAGGAACAGUUGGAAUGGAAAUUGGACGUCAAAUGAGAGGUCCAUUACAUGCAAUUUUUGUCCCGGUUGGUGGUGGCGGUCUUCUAGCCGGUGUUGCUUCAUUUUACAAGCUAGUUUUUCCUGAGGUAAAGAUUAUUGGGGUGGAGCCAAACGAUGCAAAUUCCAUGGCAUCUGCAUUACAUAAUGAUCAAGUAGUAAAAUUAGAAACAGUUGGAACUUUUGCAGAUGGUGUGGCUGUUAAACAAGUUGGGGAUGAAAAUUUUCGAAUUAGUAGAGAACUCAUUGAUGGUAUUGUUCUUGUUGAUAAAGAUGCCAUAGCCGCUUGCAUAAAGGAUAUGUUUGAGGACACAAGGAGCAUAUUGGAACCAGCAGGGGCACUUUCAAUUGCUGGAGCAAAAGCAUAUUGUGAAUACAAUAAUAUAAAAGGAGUGAAUAUUGUGGCAGUAACAAGUGGUGCAAAUAUGAACUUUGAUCAAUUAGGUAGCAUUGCUGAUAAUGCUGAUUCUGGUAAUCAAACUGAGGCUACUUUUGCAACUAUACUCCCUGAAAAACCCGGAAGCUUAAUAACAUUUUCUGACUUGAUGGGAUCAAGAAGCGUUACCGAAUUUAAAUAUCGAUUCAACUCCGAAAAGAAUGCAAUUGUGCUUUAUAGUGUUGGGGUGAAGGUGGCAUCAGAGCUGGGAGAAGUGAAGAAAAAGAUAGAAUCUUCACCAUUUGAAACUUAUGAUCUCACGAAGAAUGAACUUGUUAAGGAUCACUUGCGUUACAUGAUGGGAGGUAGAUCAAGCGUUCCAAACGAAGUUUUCUAUCGUUUUACCCUCCCAGAAAGAUCGGGAGCUCUAUUACAAUUCCUAGAUGCUUUCAGUCCACGUUGGAACAUUAGCUUAAUUCACUACCGUCGACAGGGUAUAAUUAGUGCAGAUGUAUUAGUUGGGCUUCAGAUUGAAGGAUCAGAAGAGGCUGAAUUCCAUGAAAGUGCUAGAAAGCUUGGAUUUGGUUAUGUUGUUGUUUCUAAUGAUCCAGCUUCAAAGCUUCUAACACAAGUAGUGUAAAACAAUAAAAUAUAUAUCAUCCUUUAUAUGUGGUUUUCCUUUUAAGUUUCAGUUGAUAUAUGUAUGUAAAUUUAUGAUCAAGAGGAAGAGCAAAGUGCGAGAAAUAAUUAGCUCUUUCUGUUUGGUUUUGAUGGUGAAGUUUUAAUUAGUAAAUAAACAUGGAGCCUAUAAUAUGGGUGGAAUAAUAUUAAUAUU